Acanthocheilonema viteae is the source of this 534-nucleotide messenger RNA. The record is from the annotation of a GenBank genome assembly. NCBI's taxonomy places the organism in Eukaryota, Metazoa, Nematoda, Chromadorea, Rhabditida, Onchocercidae.
AUGAGUAAUAUGAGCGCACGUGUUUACGUGGGACGCUUGUCCUACAGAGCGUCCGAACGUGACAUCGAGCAUUUCUUUCGUGGUUAUGGACGCAUACGUGAUAUUGUUCUGAAGAAUGGUUUUGGUUUCGUGGAAUUUGACGAUCCGCGGGAUGCAGACGAUGCAGUAUAUGAGUUGAAUGGAAAAGAGCUUUGCGGUGAACGUGUGAUCUUGGAGUUUUCGCGUCGUGGACCUCGAAGUCGUAUGGGAUUUGGUGGCUUUGAUCGAUUUCCUCCACCGAGACGGGAAUCAAGAUAUGGUCCACCUCAACAGACACGCUAUCGAUUGAUUGUUGAAAACCUUUCUUCUCGUUGUUCGUGGCAGUCGCGAGCUGGUGCAGCUCAAAAUGGUUUAUCGUUGGUGCGUAGGCGUCUUGUUAUUGGUGCAUUCGGGCCCGGACUCGUGUUUCGGUGCUUGUUUCGUUUCGUUCUGAUGUCGCAGGUUGAGGCUAGUGGUGGUGUACUGCCGCAUCGUGAGGGCCACAUCAGAACAUGA